Messenger RNA from Notolabrus celidotus (New Zealand spotty), 4888 nucleotides. Its product is annotated as potassium voltage-gated channel subfamily D member 3-like. Gene Ontology annotation, molecular function: A-type (transient outward) potassium channel activity. The transcript has 6 exons. Gene Ontology annotation, biological process: potassium ion export across plasma membrane. Gene Ontology annotation, cellular component: voltage-gated potassium channel complex; neuronal cell body; membrane. Bases 138 to 986 code for a protein of 282 amino acids. NCBI's taxonomy places the organism in Eukaryota, Metazoa, Chordata, Actinopteri, Labriformes, Labridae. The record is from RefSeq and is a predicted model, not a curated record.
UGCCGCUUCGCGAAGCACAGCUAUUGUGGUUUUUUAAGUGUGGGAAGACUUACGUUGUUGCCGUUGAUGACGUCAUACGCAGCGUCCCUCUGUACACUCAAAAGUUGUUAUUUGGACAUGGAUAUUAACUCAAUAAAAUGUACGGUGACAUGGUGCCAAAGACGAUUGCUGGAAAGAUCUUUGGCUCCAUCUGCUCUCUGAGCGGUGUGCUGGUAAUUGCUUUGCCCGUCCCCGUUAUCGUCUCCAACUUCAGCCGCAUCUACCACCAGAACCAGAGAGCAGACAAACGCCGUGCUCAGAAGAAAGCCAGACUAGCCAGGAUAAGAAUAUCCAAGUCCGGCAGCGCCAACGCCUUCAUGCAGAGCAAACGCAACGGAAUGCUCAACGAGCUGCUGGAGCUGACGGAUAAAGACCAGGAUGAGCAAAAAAAGCCCACCUCUGUGAUUGAGAUCCAACACCACCACCUACUGCACUGUCUGGAGUCAACCACAGCUCACGAGUUUGUGGAUGAGCAGAUGUACGAGCUGAACUGUUUAGAAACAGCCUUACAAACAUACACAUCACACAGCCCCUCUAUAUCUAGCCACGACAGCUCUGAAGGGACCUGCUGUGGCCGCAGAGUAAAGAGAAACUCUCCUCUGCCUAACGCCAGCCUGCCCUCCACCCACCCAACACACCAGAGCCCCCUGCAGGAACUCAGUGCCCUGCACAUACAGUGUGGAGACCCACCGUCACACAUCCCCAGUCGUUCGAACCUCAACCUGAAAACUGAUAACAUCAGCAGGAUCAACUGCAAAGGCGGCGGCAGGAUCACCACUGCAAUAAUCAGCCUCCCGACACCCCCAGCUUUGACCCCUGAUGGUGACGGCCUCCACGGGCCCCCGCAGAGGAGGCCGCCUCCACCCCCAGCUCUCCCUUCAGCACCCAGCAUCCAAACCACAACAAGCUCUGCUGGUGUUAACAUCGUCAAAGUGUCUGCUCUGUGACUUCCUGUGUGCCACAUGUAACUCAACUCAGCAGGAGGAGCGGAGAGAGGGAGAAGAAGAAGAAAAGGAAAAAGAGGUCGCACUACCUUUAUGGCAGCACCCUGUCCCGUCUCGCAGGGUCGACAGGAGGAGGGACGAUCCCUUGAGGAGUCACCAGGAGGUGUUUUGAGAAGAUGGAAGAUGUGGAGACUUUGCAGGGGUAGAGGACUGUAGAUAUGAGAACCAGGAAUCACACACUCGUCAUGUUGUGUUUGCACUGUAGAUACAAACAGAAAUGUUGCAUCUAAUAGUUCCUAACAGCAGUAAAGAUGUUUUACAGCCAGCACUGCAGAAGAGAUUGAAAGACAAUGUGCUAUUAGUCCACACAGCACAAAUCCAUUUAAAGCGAACUCACAGUGAAAUAGUAGAAAGGAUAUUUUGUCGACUUGAAAUGUGUUUGAAGUAAGAUGAGCAAAGUGUUGGCUGUUUUUACUUGAAUUUGUUUGGUCUUGUUUGUGUUACGUGUUGUUUGUCUGAAGUAUUUUGAUGAAGUUUAAAAAAAUAUGAUACAGUUUUCUUUACAGCAUCAUUUGAUCUGUCAGGGCACCUGAUGCUGCAAAUGUCAGAACUUGAUGUUUGGAACUUUAGUGUUCAAUUUUAUGAUUUUUUGUUGUGAUGCUGUAUUUGUCCAUCAUGUCAAAGACUCAAACAAACUGUGCAUUUUAGUUGCUUCAUUUUUAAAAUUCUGAUAAGACAUCCACCUGACACUCUAUCACAACAUUAUCUGUUUUCAUACUGAUGUGAGACAAGGCAGUGAUGUGUCAAAGCUGACUUCAAGCACUUUGUUCCUGCUGAAGAUCCAAAUUUCAAAACGCCUAACAAAGUUACUCUUUUCUAAAAUACGCUCAGUGACAGCCGCAACCACCUGAGUGAUGUAGUUUAUAGAAAAUGUGACGCAGACAGGAGCAAAUAGUGCAGUUGUUUGGGACUAUUUUGCGCUGCGGAUGGACAAACUUUUAGAAAGUGCAGUAGAUGGCAGCAUCAGGCUAAUUCACGCUCAGAGCACUUUUGUAGCUCUUUGAAAUAUUUUUUAAAGGAGAUCUGUACGAGGAGAAUAAGAACGAUAAUUUAUUUAUUUUCAUUGGAUUUGUUGAAAAAUUAAGAACACUAUAAAAUAUUUUUGCUACAUAUUACUAACAUACAUUGUUUUAAUCAUAUCAGAUCCUGUUUCUAUAAAUGUGUUUUAUAGAAACAGUCUGUGAACUUCAAACAUCAAAUGUAGCCUCCACUCACUGAGUGUUGUAGGCUGAGAUGGAAAUUAACAGAGAAAUACUCAUGUGCACAUUCAUUAGGCGUUAUGUCACCAUUGUCUUAAGGGUAAGAUAUGCAAGAACAAAAUGGUUUUCAGUGAAACAUAAAGUGGGAUUGUUCUCCCGUACUAUAUUCCACAUCAAUAAACAACUUUUAAACAACAGGAGGGAGUGAUGUUGUCCUGAAUAUUAGGCUGUGAUUUCAUGAUAUAUAAGAUCAGAUGGGCUGAUAUUCAGAAUAACAGCAUGACCUUGAGUGUGAUAUUACCUUUAUUACACACUUCUACAAGAAGCAUACAGUAUUAGAAUGUAUUCAUCAUCAUCAGAUACGUUUUUUACUUAAUCAUUCAUUUGGUUUCAUUAACACAACUAGUUCCAAAAUGUACAGCUGCUUUGUAUUAUUUGCAUUUGUCUGUAUGUCUUCAUGCAUCAUGCAUUAGUUGCUUUUGGUGACCUGUGUGAUUCAUAAGAUACAGGUUUUUUCAAUCUGGACAAAGAGUGUUGCUGUAGAUGGUGAGGUGAGGUGAUGCACAUAAUUACAAGUCCCAGUGAUAUUAAACUCUAUAUCAGCACUCAUGGAAAGUCGCUUGUCCAAUCAGAUUAUUGGGUCAGAUCUAAUUAUUAUAUAAUUAGACUGGUAUUACGCAGUAGGCAGAGAUGCUGUAUUGAAUAUCAGCACUGCUGACAUUCAGUCACAGGCAUGAGGCCAAAAACAAUCAGUGCUGAUAUUCAGUAUAACAUCACAUCCUAGAGUAUUACACAUGAGCUAUAAAAGCAGAAUUUAAUAGAAAAAUGAAAGAGAACAAUUGAUGAUUAUCUUUUGUUAAUUUGUUUCAUUAUUCAUUUGGCUUACUCUGUUUACUAGUUCCAAAUCUUGACUGGGACUUUGCUGUUCGAUCAUUUCCUGAUUUUUCUUGAUACUUUGUGUGUGCAUCAGCCAUUUAGUCUAUAUCGAACAGACAUAACUUUGCCACUGCCUAUCGUGAGAUAUGAAGCCAAAAGACCGUCUCCCUGGGUGCUGCCAAGGCAUGCAUAGGAGUGACCCGGCUGUAGGACUGACGGCACACUCUCACUGCUAACCAAAACCUGCAUUAAACUUACUGAUAAAACAUUGAAGAUCACUCAAGUCAGUACAAUCCAAAGCAGAACAGAUUAAUGUCUUGGUUUGAAGCAGACACUCAUGGUAUUAGAAAGUUCAUGACUCUUGUGUUAUUUUUUUAUGUUUUCUCUCAUCAUUCCUCCUCUACUCUGCUAAUCCAGAAGAUCGCCGCAGGAAACUCUGCAUUUGUCAACAGAGCUGCCAUGAUGUUAUAUCCCUUAAUUUUGAAAUAAAAUAAGUAAUUCAAACUAAAAUUCUCUGAAAAAAUUAACACUUGGACUUAAAUCAGCAUAAUAAUAACUAACCAUAAUGACAGAAACCACUUUAAAGAAAAAUAAGUUUGAGGUGUAUUUAAGUUUUUAUAGUUUGUCCCAUAUUCCAUCUGUUGACAUAGGGAGUGGAGUUUAUGACCUAUACAGCAGCCAGUCAGCAGGGGGAGCUCUGAAUCUUUUGGCUUCAGUCAGUGACUGGCGUCAAUUUUAGUAUAUGGUCUUUUAAACUAACACAAUAAAGCAGACCAUCUACUAUGGAUCAUGAAAGUUAAAAAGGUUUGUUGAAAUGUCAAUUAACCAUAUUCAAAACAACAAGGUGAUGAUGUACACAGUUCAAAGCCCUAUUGCUGUUGUACUGUAUAUUAGCACUCAUGGGAUACCUUUUGUCCAAUCAGAUCACUGGGUUUGAACUAUCUGUGGUACAAUGGGCAACUCAGUCAUGAAAUUCUCCACUGAAUCAAGUCAAAGAUGGUCACCAUAUGGCAGCAAAGAGAUAUCAGAUGAAUGGAUAUAAACGACUGUUCUUUAAGCCUUGCUCCUGCAGUACUGUCACUGAUGUACCUGCCUGCUGCACAUUGUUGCUCAUUUGAAGGUGGUGUUUUGGAUCGUGUGUGAUUACUUGCCCAGUGAGUAAUUGUUUAUCUGUAAGAAAUGGUGUGUUUAUUUGUCUUUUGGUUUGUUGGUUUCCCUGAAGUGGACCCUAGUUUGACAUUUGGUGUUUUAUCGAUCAUGAGGUACAAAGUGAUUUUUUUUUUUUUUUUUUUUUUUUUGCUGUAUUGGUAAACUUUAGCAUUUCUGUAUUUUUCCAUGUUCUUUAUGCUGCUAUAUAAAAAACUAUGAGCCCUUUAGAUAACUUUACUUUCCACUGUUAGCAUUGAAAAUAAUGAAUGUCCUCUUGAUUGUGCUGUUCAUGUUUUGGAUAUUGGUUACCACUAAUGCAGUAUCUACAUAUUAGGGCUUUUUGCAGUAUCAUAGACCACCUUCAUGCAUUUAAAACACAAAGCACUCCCCUCACACCAGUGUGAAUACUACACAAUGAUCACUUGCUGUUAUUACAUGAUGGACUUGACCUAAAAGGCAUUGUGGGGGUCACUUUUUUAAAAGUCUUGGCAUUGCUGUUUGUGUUGUUUCUUAUCUUUUGAUCCUUUUGAACGGAGCUUUUCUGUCUGUUUGCUGUGUUUAUUCUGUCAGUUUGUUUGUUAUGACAAGUGUCAGAAAAUUAAAUUCUGCCACAACAAUCAA